AAAGCUUUUAAAGAGACCAGACAGACAGCGGGAAGCUGCUACACUUUAUUGAUUUCUUAUAAUUUUUUGCUGUUGAUAUUAGAAGACUGGAACAUGGCAGUUUAUCUCUAAUAGCGCUGACUCACGCCGUAGCCUGUUGGCAUCUCAGCAUUAAAAGCCAGCGAGUCAGAGACUGGAGCAUAGCGCCUUCUUCCACACAUUGCUGAGGGAUGCUGCUUUACUGCCCCACUGCUCUGUACUCAACUCUUACUUGCACACUACAGUCUCUCAGUCAUCUGUCUAAUACUUGCCACCUUAAAAUACUUCUCUGUUUGUUUGAUGUACUUAUCUGACAUUCAGGGCAGCUUUGAGGCUGAGUCUCUCUCUUUUCUUUCAUUUAUUGUUUGAGUAUGUCUGAUGCCGUGUUGGCACAUCUGAUUGGGUAUGCAGACUCUGUACUGAGCAUGCCAGCCUGUGACAGGGACUGCAAUGCAGAGCUGCUCUCCUGGCACACACCAUUUGUCUGCCCUUAAUGUAAAUAAUCCUGAGCACAGAACUGAUCAUGGCAGAGAUGGCUUCUGAUGGAUUAUCUGUCUGCACACGUUCGGGUUGGUGCAUGCAGGGUGCACACUCCCGUUCUUGUAUUUUUUUCGUGUGGUGAUGCUCAAAUAAAAGUGAGCCAUUGCACUCUCUCGCUCUCUCUUUCUGUCUUGCCUGUCUUUUGUCUCCAUCGCACAUGAACACGUUUACUCUCUGCAGGGCAGUUAUCCGCAUCAGGCUCUCUCUCUUUCUCUGUUUCUCUCUCUCUCUCUCUCUCUCUCUCUCUCUCUCUCUCUCUCUCUCAUUCUGUGUCCUUAAAUGACUUUCCUUCAGUCUCACUCCCUCCCCCUCUCUCCCUAGUCUCUGUGUCUGUGCCUAUAGCCUCUCUCCCCCUUUCUGUGACAUACAGUAGAUGGUGCAUUGAUUGCACAUAGACGCUUGCUUUCCCUCUCGCUGGCUCAGUUCUGUGCGGGGAGGAAGAGGACGGAUUGAGACAUAUCUCUCUGCUUCUCAAGCUACCUUUCCUUAUGCUGAGCUGCUGUGAGGAGCCUGUCUACAUUCUCUCUCUCAUCUCGGAAGAUUCUGCUAUAGAGAUGUCUGGUGAGAACGUCCUGUCUUCACCAGAGAUCUGAAACGGGCAUUAUGUCUCAGCUCUUGCACAUGGAGAUCCCAAACUUCGGCAGCACUGUUCUGGACAGCCUGAAUGAACAGCGGCUGCUGGGCCAACACUGCGAUGUGGCCAUCAUGGUCAACGGACAGGCCUUCAAGGCCCACCGCGCUGUUUUGGCGGCCAGCAGCCUCUACUUCCGUGAUCUUUUCAGUGGUAGUGCCCAGACGCUCUUUGAGCUGCCCUCGUCUGUGGCCUCAUCCUGCUUCCAGCAGAUUCUCUCAUUCUGCUACACGGGCCGGAUGACGGUGAGUGCCAGCGAUCAGCUGAUGGUCAUGUACACCGCAGGCUACCUUCAGAUCCAGAACAUCGUAGAGCGAGGAAUGGACCUCAUGUUCAAAGCCAGCGCUCCAUACUGCGACUCGCAGACAUCUGCCACAGACGAUCCCCCGAGCCCAAACAACAACAACUCCUCCUUGUUGCUAGGCGACCAGCCCACAACUGUCUGCAAGAUCAAGGAAGAGAAGCUGGAGGCCCUGGUGUGUGGUCAGAAUGGGGAGCUAAAGCACUCUGAUGAGGACAGGAGACCUAGGGGCAGAUCUUCAAGGAAUGGCACUCUUUUCUACACAAGUGGAGGCGUAAAUGGGGUCAUACCUGUGAUGCAUGCUUACGAGCUCUCAACCCGAGAUCAUGCCAGUCCCGGUGCCUCUAGCCUCCCGACCACAGACAGUCCAACUUCACACCAAAACGAGGAGGAGGAUUUUGAAGACGACUCAUACGAGAGCCUGACAAAUGGGAAAAUCUUUGGGGGCUCGUCUGGGAUCUUUGGCUUGAAAGAGAAGAUGGAGGUGUCCUCCCUGCCUCUGUCCUUGGAAAACCGUUUCUGUGUGCUGUUAGGAGGAGACAGAGAGGCUCUGCCUGCCGGACUCAUCAGCCAGAUCGGCUACCGUUGCCACCCUGCUCUCUACACAGAGGGCGACCCUGGAGAGAGACUGGAGCUAAUUGCAGGAUCUGGUGUCUUCAUGACUCGUGGGCAGCUGAUGAACUGUCACCUCUGCGCUGGGGUCAAACACAAAGUCCUGCUGAGACGCCUCCUAGCUGCUUUUUUUGACAGGAACACACUGGCUGACAGCUGUGGGACUGGAAUACGUUCCUCCAACUGUGAUCCGAAUCGCAAACCAUUGGACAGUCGCAUACUCAACACAGUGAAACUCUACUGUCAGAACUUUGCCCCUAACUUCAAAGAAAGUGAGAUGAACGUGAUUGCUGCUGACAUGUGCACCAAUGCCCGGAGAGUUCGCAAGCGCUGGCUCCCCAAGAUCAAGGCCAUGCUUCCAGAGGCAAUCGAGGUGUACAGGGGGACUGCAGUCCUGAGCCAUGUGGAAGGAGCUACCCAGCCAGGCAGUGGCUUUCCUUUUGAGUCAGAGUUCAAACACCUGGCAGCGUCAAAUCUGACUCUGGAGCAACACUUCUAUGGAGACUGCAGAGAGACACUGAGGAAUGGCUCUCACUUCAGUAUGGAAGAGAGGUCCAAAAAAGGUGAAGAAGUCAAGACUGAGCCAAGCCGGGCCAAAGAGUCAGACAACAUGCAGGAAGUUGAAAAGCUUCCGGAAAGUCCCGAGAGGGCGGCCGGUGUGCUUGCCCUCAACCAUGCUAGCAAGAAAGGGGAAAAAGAGCGUGCAACUAGCAGCCCCAGUUCACAGAGAGAGGAACAGAACAGACAGAGACCACUAGAAGACAAUCAGUGAUUUCCUCCAUUUAUCAUUUCAUACUAUUAAAAACUGGUCUGCAGCUUAUCACACCAAAAAGGAUUAAUAUCACUAAAAGCCUAUCUUCCAUGCCACUAAACAUCACAUUAAAGCUGCAUGAUCAUGGGAAAUGGACUCCAGGAUAGACUGAAAAAAGUCUGCAUUAAAUUCAGUUGUGAUUACAAGUUUACCUACCCCUUACA
Carassius carassius (crucian carp) is the source of this 3077-nucleotide messenger RNA. RefSeq names its product nucleus accumbens-associated protein 2-like. The transcript has 6 exons. Gene Ontology annotation, molecular function: protein binding; RNA polymerase II cis-regulatory region sequence-specific DNA binding; DNA-binding transcription factor activity, RNA polymerase II-specific. Bases 1162 to 2874 code for a protein of 570 amino acids. The record is from RefSeq and is a predicted model, not a curated record. Gene Ontology annotation, biological process: regulation of transcription by RNA polymerase II. Lineage: Eukaryota; Metazoa; Chordata; Actinopteri; Cypriniformes; Cyprinidae.